GGGUCGCAGUCGUGCUUGUUAAUCCGGGCUCGAGCGUACAAAACGCAUAGGAAAGCGACAAAAAACGGCAGCUUCAACAAACAAUCCUUAUCUCGCACGCUUCCCGACGCCCAAUUUCCACUUUAAAGGAAGAUUACAGUACUCCGAGUCUCAGCGGUUCAACUAACCAUUUCUUUCCCAAAUCCAUACAUUCCUUCCUUCUGAAAGAAUCGGCACGAAAUGGAUCCCGCAGAUUCAAUCCUGGUCGCCGGCGACCCGAACGGAAUAGUCACGAUCACGAUCAACCGACCGAAAUCGCUGAAUUCGCUCACCCGGGCCAUGCUGGUCCGCCUCGCAAGGGAGUUCAGCGCCCUCGGCCGCGAUGAAUCCACCAAGGUCAUCAUCCUGACCGGGUCGGGCCGGGCGUUCUGCUCUGGCAUCGAUCUGACGGCGGCGGAGGACGUCUUCAAGGGCGACGUGAAGGACGUGGAGACCGACCUGGUCGCGCAGAUGGAGCGGUGCCGGAAGCCGAUCAUCGGGGCGGUCAACGGGUUCGCCGUCACCGGCGGGUUCGAGAUCGCGCUCGCUUGCGAUAUCUUGGUCGCUUCCAAAGGAGCUAUGUUCAUGGAUACUCACGCCGUUUGGGAUAUUUCCUUCAUGGGGUCUUUCCCAGAAGCUGUCGCGGCUAGCAGGGGCGAACAGAGCCCGUGAAGCAUCGCUGACAGCAAUGCCAAUCACGGCGGAGCAGGCGGAGAAAUGGGGGCUGGUCACCCACGUCGUGGAAGAAGGCGAAGCAUUGAGGAAAGCCCGGCAAAUCGCAGAAGCCAUCCUUAAGAACAAUCAGGACUUGGUGUUGAGGUACAAAGCCGUGAUCAACGACGGGCUGAAGCUGGACCUAGGCUCUGCUCUCUCUCUCGAGAAGCUGGUAGUAACUGGGACGAUGUGAAAUGAGAUCAUCAGGAAAGGGCGCACAGCUACUACGACGGGAUGACGAAGGAGCAAUUCAAGAAGAUGCAAGAGUUCAUCGCUGCCCGCGGCUCGAAGAAGGGUUCUUCCAAGUUAUAGUACUUCGAUUCAAUUCAGCAUCCGCAUUGUGGAAUAAGAGAUGGGGGGAAAUUGGAAAUGCAGUUCUUUUUAUGGAGAAAUGAUUAAUAAGUUGGUAUUUGGAAUCCCGUUCUGAUUUGUGUUCUUUAGCGCGCCAUUGCGCAAAAUCAUAAGGCUGAUGGAGAGUUUCUCUGCGUGGUUGGUUUAGCUGAUGGAGUUGAUGAGAGUUUCUCUACUUAGUUAGUUUAUCUGAUGGAGUUCUUGGGCGAUGUCUCGGUUAGGCGAUUGAGUUAUCGUUCAUGUGGGUGUGGUUGGUUUUGAAUAGAGUUGGACAAUUUUCAAUCCAAU
This is a messenger RNA of Linum tenue, 1371 nucleotides long. Lineage: Eukaryota; Viridiplantae; Streptophyta; Magnoliopsida; Malpighiales; Linaceae. The record is from the annotation of a GenBank genome assembly.